This is a messenger RNA of Vicugna pacos (alpaca), 6001 nucleotides long. The record is from RefSeq and is a predicted model, not a curated record. NCBI's taxonomy places the organism in Eukaryota, Metazoa, Chordata, Mammalia, Artiodactyla, Camelidae.
AGUCUUCAUGAGUGGUGAUGGAGGGGCAUCCCGACCCUCUUCUAUGUUUGAAGAAGUCAGGACCACCAAGGCAUCAUCGGGCACCUCUGUGAAAGGGAUCUGUAUCUGUAUCAAGAUACUCUGAAGAAUAGCAACUACCCUUGGGAAUGUCUCUUGUUACAAAAUGACUAAAGUGAAUUCUGGCAUCUUCCAUUUUGCCACCAUCUUCAUAUUAACACUUGAGAUCAGAAUCCAAUUAUCUGAUGAAAGUGAAUUUUUAGUUGAUAGAUCACAAACAGGUCUCAUCUGUGUUCCCAAAGACCUACCCCUGAAAACAACAGUCUUAGAUAUAUCACAAAACUCUAUUUCUGAGCUUCAGGCAUCUGACAUCCUAUCACUAUCAAAACUGAAAAUUUUGAUACUUUCUCAUAAUAGAAUCCAGUAUCUUGAUAUCAGUGUUUUCAAAUUCAACCAGGAAUUAGAAUACUUGGAUUUGUCCCACAACAAGCUGGAGCAGAUUUCUUGCCACCCUAUUCUGAGCCUCAAGCACUUAGACCUCUCAUUUAAUGCAUUUGAUGCCCUGCCCAUUUGCCAAGAGUUUGGCAACAUGUCUCAACUACAGUUUCUGGGGUUGAGUGCCACACAGUUUCAAAAACCUAGUCUGCUGCCAAUUGCUCAUAUGCCUAUCAAUAAGGUUUUACUGGUCUUAGGAGACACUUACGGGGGAAAAGAAGACCCUGAGAGCCUUCAAGACCUGAACAUACAGAGUCUUCACAUUGUUUUCCCCACAGGAAAGGAAUUCCAUUUCACUUUGGACGUGUCACUCAGCACUGCAGUAAGUCUGGAACUGUCUAACAUCAAAUGUGUUCUGGGUGAUGAUGGAUGUCCUUAUUUCCACAAUGUUCUGUCAAAACUCCAAAAGAAUUCAAGGUUAUCAAAUCUUACUUUAAACAACAUUGAAACAACUUGGAAUUUUUUCAUCAUGAUCCUCCAGUUGGUUUGGCAUACGAGAAUUGAGUAUUUCUCAAUUUCAAAUGUGAAACUACAAGGUCACCUUGACUUCAGAGAUUUUGAUUAUUCUGACACUUCACUGAAGGUCUUGUCUAUACACCAAGUCGUCACUGAUGUGUUUGGGUUUCCACAAAGUUAUAUCUAUGAAAUCUUUUCAAAUAUGAACAUCCAACAUCUCACAGUGUCUGCUACACACAUGGUCCACAUGGUUUGCCCAUCCCAAAUUAGCCCAUUUCUGUAUUUGGAUUUUUCCAAUAAUGUCUUAACAGACAUGGUUUUUAAAAAUUGUGGAAAUCUGAUUAAUUUGGAGACAUUCAGUUUACAAAUGAAUCAGUUAAAAGAACUUGCAAUUAUAGUUCAUAUGACCGAGACAAUGACAUCUCUACAACAAUUGGAUGUUAGCCAGAAUUCUCUAAGGUAUGAUGAAAAUGAAGGAAAUUGCUCUUGGACUAGAAGUUUAUUAAGUUUAAAUAUGUCUUCAAAUCUAGAAAAAGAAGAUAUAAAAAUUUGUCUUCAUGAGAGGAAUUUUGUUCCCGGCAAGAGCAUCAUGGAAAAUAUCAUAAACUGUAUUGAGAAAAGUUACAAGUCCAUCUUUGUCUUGUCUCCCAACUUUGUUCAGAGUGAGUGGUGCCAUUAUGAACUCUACUUCGCCCACCACAACCUCUUCCAUGAAGGAUCCAAUAACUUAAUCCUGAUCUUGCUGGAUCCCAUUCCACAGUAUUCCAUUCCUAGCAGCUAUCACAAGCUCAGAGCUCUCAUGGCACAGAGAACUUAUUUGGAAUGGCCCAAGGAGAAGAGCAAACAUGGACUUUUUUGGGCUAAUCUAAGAGCAUCUAUUAAUAUUAAAUUGAUGGAGAAAUCAAAAGAAUUAAGUUACACACAGAUCUAAAAAUAUUCCUCUGCUGCUUUUAGAAAAAAUGUUGCUGCUUUUGCAAGUUCCAACAAUGACUUUAUUUUGCAUCAACACGAAUCUAAACAUGACUUUAAAUUUAAGAUGUAGACAAAAAUGUGUACAUCCUUUCAGGCCUCAGUUCCCUAUUUAUACAUGGUAAUAAAAGUAAGUGAAGUGAUAUAAUUUCUAUGUAAAUGGUUGAUUUCUAACAUGAGGCAUUCAUGUGUUUCUUUGCUAGGACUGAAUUCACUGAAUUUAUCAUGUAAUCGAGAGAAGCACCUGUUCAAACAACUUCAGUUGAUAUGUUUCUGUGUGCCAGGGUCAAUGUUAGAAAACUUCAUGCCUUUUAUACCUGUAGCUAGGUUUCUGUAGCAGAUUUCUAUAUCUGUUGGUGUCUUCCUCAUUUCCACUCAACAUUCACCUCUGCAUGUUGAGGGCCGCUUAUUGCUAAUGCUGGAGAGUCUCUCCGUGAAGGAUUUUCUUCUUGGCCAUGAGAACCCACUUUACCCACACAAAGGGAAAUUCAGAAGUGCUGGAGGGUAUCCUUGGAAACAGCCUUCCACCAAUAUCAGAAAGAGAAUUGGCAGAUAAAUACCUCAACUUUCUCACCCAUUUCGGGGGGACAAAUCUGGGGUGUACUUUACAUUCCCCCUGAAUCUCCCAGUAGGAUGCAAUCCUGAUUUUCUAUGGUAGAAAUGACUUUAUUGGCCUCCUUUCUAUUUUUAUUUCAUAUCCUCAUUCUUCCUCACUCUUCCUCUGAAAUAAACUCCUUGCAGUUGAAUACUCGUCUCAGGGUCUGCAUUGGAACUUAAACCAAGAGUGUGUUACAUCUCAGGUCAAAUGGAAAUUCUGAGUCUGGUUUUCUGUGGCUGGAGAUCUUGCUGAGAUUCUAGUUGUCUGAACUAGAAUGAAUGGGAGCCUUUGCUCUUUUGAGCAAAAGGAGGAAUAUAGCCGAUGUGUACUGCUUCUAUACAUAGUAUUCCUGUCUUUUGGGAAACUUAAAAUAGGGCAUGAGCAAAUUGGAGCAGUGCAAGGAGUGGGCUACAUCAGAUUUCUUUCCAGCUUUAUUAUAACAGCUAUUUUUCAUACUCAUCAAUCAUUCUGUCUAGACACUUUUACUCUGACAGCCAGCUCUAGGCAGGUGUAGCCUGGCAGCACCUCAUCGUAGCUGCACCAUCUAUCUCUCACUUAAUGCUCCAUGACUACACUAAUACCACUGUCCAGGAUGUUUGUGGAAUCCUGUUCAAUUAUUCUGGUACAUGCACACACCUGGAAGUUCCAGAGAUCUUGUCUAAAGAGAUCUCUGGCCACCAGAGGGACGGGAGCCAUUAGAUAAAUAUUCCUCUCUCUUUUAUUCUUGGGUAAGAAAAUGAGGCAUAGUCUGCACCACUCCUCAGAGAGUCCCCAGUGGGAUUGAACCUUCCUUGGCCACAGGAGUAACCAGUUCAAUAACUUACUCUUGGAUUGGCUUUGCCUUCAUCCUUGUUUCAUUCUUCUCAGUCCCCUCACUCUUGAGUCCUGAGACCACUUCUUCAAACCAAAUGAACUGCACACAAAGCUCUUGUGUGAAUCUUCACUUUUGGGAGGAGAAACUCAAGUAAGACUUAAUAUACUAGUUAUUUCUUUUCCUAAAAAUACCCCUAUGAAUCCAGAUAGCAAAAAUAAAAAUCAAUGGAACAAAAAUAUAAAUGGAAGUUCAAAGGCCAUUUAGAUUGAGUGGAAAAAAAAUUUUUUUAUAAGUGGUCAUUUUUCCAUUGGGCUUUGAAGGGAGACUUUAACUUUGGAUUUUUUUGAUGCAUAAUGAUGAAGAAUGGAAAGACCAUUCUAAAUAGACAGAUGGGGGAGCAAAGAUAGGAAUACCCAGGCCUAUUCUGGGACCACUGUCCCAGUUUGACUGGACGAUGAAAUUUAUGAAAAUUAACAGUGAGACAUAAGCAUGGAGAGUUAGAUUAAGAUCAUAAUGUCAUGGAUCUGGAAAGACAAGCUACGGAGUUGACAUUUAGAAAUACAGGAAAGUCAUCAUUUAUAAUUCUGUGAGAAUUAAUAGUGGAAAACAAAUUGAAAUCAUGAAAUAUAUACUAAAAAUGGAUAAAAGCGCUUGUUCUGUAAUGGAAGUUGCAACCGUUGCUAAACCUGGAUCUUCCUGUUUUCUCUAGGAUGAUUGCCCUUCCUGUUACUGAACUUGAAGAUUUCAUAACCAAGUUUCAGUUGCUCAGCACUAGGUGUAUUUCAGUUGCAAUCCUAGUUGCAUUUCAAUUCCAAGUUUCAAUUGCUUAGCACUUGUUUGCUGGGUCUGAUGUAACAGAGUACUGCACUCUGAGUGGCCUAAACAACAGAAAUUUAUUGACUCACGGUUCUGGAGGCUGGAAGUCCAAUAUCAAGAUGUCGGGAGGGUUGGGUCCUCUUGAGGGGUGGGAGGGAAGGAUUUGCUCCCAGCCUCUACCCUUUGGUUUUAGAUGACUGUCUCUCUCUGUUUCUUCACAUGGUCUUCCCUCUAUGCCUAUUUAUGCCCCAAUCCCCACUCUUUUAUAAGGAUACCAAUCAUAUUGGAUUAGGGCCCACCCUAAUGGCCCCACCUUAACUAAUAACAUCUACACUAUCCUUAUUUCCAAAUAAGGUCACACUGUGGGGUACUGGGGUUUAGGACCUCAACAAAUGGAUUUUAGGGGACACGAUUCAACCCAUCACAUUUCGCAAGUCUAAAAAAAAAUCCUUAAAGGCAGCCAUAAAGUCAGUUAAAGUUUAUCUAACAAACUCAAGAUUCUGAGAAGUUACAUCAAUCUGUGUAUAAAUAUCUGAUCUCCUAAGUGGUUUUAAAGAGGCAGCUAGGAGGUUGAGAUUGUGCUUGUGGAAUCUCCUGCCAAAGAAUUCCAAGUUGGGAGAUGAGGAAUUCAGUUCAAAGUGUGGACAAAUACAUAGUAAUGAAAAUAAGAAAUGAGAAGGCACAUCACAGAUUGGAUAAAUUAGCAAGCUCUGAUUUGGAACCACUGGGUUUCAAUUAUAGCUCCAUUACUUAUAUGUGCAUGACCUUGAACAAUUAAACUUUCUAAGCCUAAAUUUCAUUAUUAGUAAAAGGUACCCUCAGAGCAGCUAGCCAAGGCCUUUAGAUUUCCAGGUAUGAAUUAAAGACUGGUUACAAUAUGUCCCCCAAAGGGCAGAGUUUACAUGACCAGCUUUCCACGUGGUUCUGCUGAAGCCCCUUUUCCUAGGAUUGAGAUAAGAGGGAAUUCAUAUUACACCAAAAGCUCUCCAAACCCUCUUCUAAUCUUAACACCUCUCAGACUCUCCAAUCCCUUUUCUUGGCUAGUAAGCAAAGGGUUACAAACUCAGUUAUCUAGUCUCACACUUCACCCAGGGUUCUUGAUCAAAUUAAGAUGAAAACAGUUCCAUUUUUUAUCAGCUUGUUAUUACUAACAAGGCUGCAGGGGAGGGGGCAUUUUAUAUAGUGGUAAUAGAAGGACCAAGGAGUUUGGCAAUAUAUAAAUAGCCAUGAUCUGUGACCUGUAAUUCCACUUUUAGAAAUAUAUCCUAAGGAAAUAAGUUGAAAUGUGGACAAAUAUUUCUUUACAAGUAUGUUAACUGCAGGGUUAUUGUUAACAGUGAAAAUUUUGAAGCUCUCCAAAUUUCCAACAAUGGAAGAAACAUGCUGGGCUCAUUUAGUGACAUAUUUUACAAUUACUAAAAAUAGUGUAUAGGGUUAAGAUGGUAAAUUUUGUGUUACGUGUUUUUUUUACCACAAUCUAAAAAUAACAAUGUAUGGGAAGUCUUUUUUAUUAACAUAAGACAAUGCUUAUAUUACAACAGAAAUGAAAACCAUAGAAAUUUUGAAAUGCAAAAUUGUAUGCACAGGAUGGUUCCAAUAUGUUAAAAAUAUGCAGAGAACACAAUCUAGAUGAAAAUAUACAAAAAUAUUAUCACUACUUGCCUGUGGUUGAUGCUUGCUUUUGCUUUUACAUUUUUCUGUACUUAAAAUUUUUACGACCAAGAAAAAAGAAAAUGGGGUUUAGGGGAAUAAGGCUAGGUCUCCAUUAGAGCUGAAAGUAGCAGAGAAUAAAGGUUAUGAAACUGGGUUCUGCACACAAGCAUUCUGGAAUUAAAUCCCGGCUCAAUUUCUCUGUA